Messenger RNA from Podospora pseudocomata, 3924 nucleotides. RefSeq lists its product as uncharacterized. The record is from RefSeq and is a predicted model, not a curated record. NCBI's taxonomy places the organism in Eukaryota, Fungi, Ascomycota, Sordariomycetes, Sordariales, Podosporaceae. The transcript has 4 exons. Gene Ontology annotation, biological process: DNA-templated transcription; regulation of transcription by RNA polymerase II. The coding region runs from base 1792 to 3924 and encodes 710 amino acids. Gene Ontology annotation, cellular component: nucleus. Gene Ontology annotation, molecular function: DNA-binding transcription activator activity, RNA polymerase II-specific; RNA polymerase II cis-regulatory region sequence-specific DNA binding; zinc ion binding.
GACGCGUCAUGCCACACUCUUUGGUCUGAUGGCUCCAGAGAUACGCCAAAAGUUCACACAUUUCCAAACAACCCUUCAGGAGUCGUCAGCUUCGUCGCCAAAAUCACAACCCCUCCAGCCAGACACAUGAUACCACUGAACAGAGAAGCUUCCAAGAAUCCCCCAUAUUUAUCCAGCAGCACCCCGUUGACCGGUGGCCCAACCAAGAUGGCGAUAGAACCAACGGCCAAACCCAUCCCAAUGUAAGUCCCCAAGUUCUGCGGAUUAGUCGUGCAAGUUGAAAACGCAGCCGAGUUCGCCGACACAAUCGUGCCCGAUGCCAACCCAAUAAACACAGCAUACACCACCAACCCAGCCGUAUCAGUAGCCUUGGUCAAGCACAGGACCACAAUCCCCGUCGACAAUGACCCAAACCCGUAGAUAUUCAGUUUCCCAUAUUUGUCGGCCAGAAUUCCUGGUAGGAUCCUCCCAAAUGUCGAUGCUCCAUUCACGAUAGCCAGCAAAUACGACGCCAAGAUCUUGUCCAUCCCCUUCGACACCGCAUACGAGGGCAGAAAAAACAACGGUGUAAACAUCCCUAGCAAUACAAAGAACCCGGCAGCGACCAACCCCACAAAUCUCAGCUCUGUAAACGCUGACCAUAGGAAGAACUUCGUCUCUCUCGGCGGCAACCUCGCCCUCAGCGAAAAGCAACAGAACACCAUCAUAGGCGCCACAAUGAACCCUAUCACCCUAACCGACCACCCGAACCCCAGACUGGUAUCAUUCAACAUCUUUCCCAAAGCAAUAGGGAAGACAAUACCUCCAAUGCUACUCCCGCUAACCACCAACCCCAACGCUGCAGCCCUCUUCUUGUCAAAAUACUGUGACACGACCGCAAAAGCAGGGACUUGUAUCAUUGCCGACGCUAAUCCCGUCAAGACCCCCUGAGCGAGCAUGAACUGAUAGUAUUCUUGACACAAACUCGUCAUCAUGAUGGCCAAGACGUAGAGGAUAGCUCCGAUACGGAUGACCCAUGUCCCAUAACGGUCAAAGAGUGGGCCCGAGAUAGCCCCAAAGAGAAACUGCAUGCAUGCCGUGACAGAGCCGAUCCAGGAUAUUUGAUCGGGGGUAUGCGAUGAUAGCUGGUGGGUUCCAUAGUAUUGGAGAAAGAUACCGAAGGAGUUGACGAUGCCGAGGCAAGAGAAGAAGAUGCAGGCUGCGCCGAGGGCGACGAACCAGGCGCGGGCGCCGCCGUCGGGGGCUGGGCCGUAGAGGUCGGUGAGUGUGGGAGGUGUAGAUUCGGAGGUCUUUUCGAGGUCUCGAGGUUGGUCGGGUAUGGGUAGCUUUUCAGAGCUGCUUCGGGAGGAUGUGCUUUGAGAGGGAGCCGGGGGUUGGCCUGAGUCUACCAUUGUGCUGAGAGAUUGCUGUUGGUACCAAGUUAGAGAAACCAAAACGGUAACCAACAGAAUGCGACAAGUGUAGAAAAGAAACCCAAGGCACCGGUGCCUGUACCAGCAUUUCCCCUAGGGGAUGCCGAGACAUGUUUUUAUAUAAACGCCGAAGAGAAUAGUUGAAUAAGUCGCCGAAUGUGGAUAAGGCCGGGCCGGAGAUAAAAAUCGCGGACUCGGCAUAUUGGGUUGGGUGAGCGAGGCCUGGACCAAUGACGUCGGGCUGUUGGCUCCGAAGGAUUGAAUUUCCCGAGUGAAUUUCCUGAGUCCUCGGUCGAAUGUGAUGUGAAAUUCCCGAAAUCUGUCAAAGAUGUCGGAUAUUGUCUUUUAUCAACAGAAUUUGCCGGCAGAUUGAAUCGAGAUGGAGCAUACUGGCCAAGGUGGUGCUGUUCGACGACGGAGAAGACCUGCCGUCUCCUGCAUCACUUGCAGAAAACGUAAAAUCCGCUGUGAUCGGAAGGCGCCAUGUGGAAACUGCCUCAAGUCGAAAGGCUCCAGUUGCUCUUACCGUGACCCUCCCCUCUCUCCUCCAAAGGCCACCACUCCCAGAAGUGCAACCUCGCUGCCAAAUGACUGUGUCGACGAUGAGAACGACGAACUCGAUGUGGCCAGCUGUUUCUCCAUCACUACUCCUCCAACGCCACCAUCUCUUGUUAACACGACUAAUCUGGGCAUCGCUGGCACAUUUCACAUUCACCAUGAGUCCCGCCAGGGACAACCGAACGUCGGUGCCUUCAGCAUAGCACACAAGACCCGCUACUUCGGCCAAAGCCACUGGGUCAACAGCAUUACCCUGGUUCGAGACUUAUUUGCGAUCCUUGAGCCACACUUCCGCAACAAUUCUUCUCCCAUCGUCGGGUGCAUGCUGGAAUGCAAAGGUCUGGCAAAGACAUUGAAGUCUCGAGUGCUCCCUUGUUGGCCGUAUGAACCACUCUUCGACGUUCCGCCAGACCACGACGAUCUGUUACGGAACUACAUCUCAACAUCAGAAAGCAUCUUUCGUGUGAUGCAUAUUCCCUCUUUCACUAGAGACUUCCAUGCUCUCUGCACAUCGCCAACUCCGCCGACUAAUGCGGCCUUCAUUGUUCAAGCCAAGCUUGUCUGUGCCAUAGGUGCGACUCAUACUGACACGGUAUUGCGACAAGAAGCCACACAAUGGGUACAAGAUGCACAAAUAUGGCUCUCCAAGCCGGACUUCAAGCAUCAACUUUCCCUUCAACAUCUUCAAUCCCAUAUGCUGUUGCUUCUCGCCCGCAAAGCUGUCGGUGUAGCGGAAGACAUGAUUUGGAUCUCGGUUGGCUCGCUCCUCCGCACAGCCAUGUACAUGGGCCUGCACCGCGAUGGUGUCAUUGGAACAUCCCCUAAUACAAACCUGUUCACCUCAGAAAUGCGCCGCAGGAUCUGGAACACUAUCCUUGAGCUAUCUGUCCAGUCCAGCCUGAACUCUGGAGGUCCUCCCUUGAUAUCUCUCCAAGACUUUGACACAAAGCCUCCAUCCAACUUGAAUGAUGAGGACUUGCAUUCGGACCAAGCAAUCCCCAAAGCAGACGGAGUAUUUACCUCUACAGCAAUUUCCCUCGCCCUUCGAAAGACACUCCCAGUACGCCUCGCCAUUGUCAAAUUUCUCAAUGAUUGGUCUUCACUAGGCGAUUACCCAACCGCUUUGAAGCUUGAUUUUGAUUUCAGAGCAGCAUACACACUUCUGGCCAAGUUCCUAUCGCACGUUUCUCACUCCAGCAAUGCGCCACUCACAAACGUGAACCGCGAAGCUGUCGUGAACCACAUCAAUCUCCUGCUUAGACGCCACCUUCUCGCCCUCCAUCUACCUUUCUUUCUCCCCUCUCUAUCCAGACCAGAGUUUGCUUUUUCCCGGGUGGUUGUAGUAGAUACAGCACACCGUAUCUGGCGAGGUGUCUUUUCUACUUCAGAUAUUGGCGCAAGCAAUGUCGCCAAAUCAUCCGCUUGUUUUCGGACCGUUUCCAUGCAAGUUAUCAUCGUUCUGUCAACUCAUCUUCGAACGCAAGCUUCCGACCCAAUUUCCGGGGGCAUGGUUAGAGAAGACUUGGUGGCGAUACUUGAGGAGGCAAAACAGUGGACGUGGAGGUGUAUUGAAGGAAGGGAGACGAAUGUUAAGGGGUAUCUGUUCGCUUGUUUAGUGAAGGCUAAUGUGGAUGCUAUGAGGGAAGGCUUGACCGAGCCUGCGGUGGUGAAAAGGAGUCUUGAGGCGGCAGAAGAGGCUAUUCGUAAGGCCCGAGAGGUAUUGAAAGAACGAUUGCGAGCCUUGACGAACAUGGAGCCAUCGUGCGGGGCCGCAACGGUAUUGGGGAAUCAAGGUGAGACUGUUGAUAUAUGUGACGGUAACAAUGAAUGGGAGCAGCUUCCACAGACCUUUGACUUUUUCGGGGGCAGUGAUGAUUUACAAGGUGGAACGGGGAUGAUGUUGGCGGAUGGGGAUAAUUGGUUUCUAGAAUUUGGAAACGGGCUUCUUGUUUGA